Trematomus bernacchii (emerald rockcod) is the source of this 3264-nucleotide messenger RNA. RefSeq lists its product as uncharacterized. Gene Ontology annotation, biological process: protein demethylation; regulation of transcription by RNA polymerase II. Gene Ontology annotation, molecular function: histone demethylase activity; transcription coregulator activity; protein binding. The record is from RefSeq and is a predicted model, not a curated record. Lineage: Eukaryota; Metazoa; Chordata; Actinopteri; Perciformes; Nototheniidae.
AUGGGUAAGGCUGAAGGAAUCAUCAACGAUGAGAUCCCAAACUGCUGGGAGUGUCCAAAGUGCCACAAGGAGGGAAAAACCAGUAAAGACCAGGCGGACGGCUCGGGGAAACGGAGGCUGGAUAACGGAGAGGUCGGCCGCUGGAAGCUCACCGACGACCCCCCCCCUAAGAAGAAAGCCCCUCCCUCCCUGGAGGAGGGCGGGAGACAGGAGGGGGGGAGACAGGAGGGGGGGCACAAGAGGAAGAAGGAGAAGGAGCUGCCGCAGGACAGCGGGCCCAAGAAGAAGAUAAAGGGCGGCCAUGAGAAGCGUCUGAAAAAGAAACCCAAGCAGGAGGUGCUGGAGUCCAACGGGCCCCCCCCCUCAGGCUCAGCAGGAGGUCUGCCGGGCUCCUCCUCUCUCCCCCAGGGGGGCGGCGUGGGAGGAGCAGGAGGAGCAGGGGGGCCCUCCAGUGCAGACCAGCGCUCCCAUCACAGGGAGAAACUGGAACGCUUUAAGAGGAUGUGUCUGUUGGAGCGCCGGCCAGAGUCUUCCUCCUCCUCUUCCUCCAGCUCAGAGUCAGACUCAGAGUCAGACUCUGAUGACUCCCUGAGGGGGGAGGAGCAAGGGGGCGGGGGCUCCUCACCCUCCUCCUCCUCCCCCGCCCCUCCUCCUCCUGUUGUCUACAGCGGGGGGAGGGUGGAGCGAGAGAGGAGGGAGAGAGAGAGGGAGCGAGAGAGGGAGAGACGAUUGGCUGAGCUGGGAUUCAGUGCCAGUGAGGAGUCAGAGGGGGAGGGAGGGAGGGGGGAGGAGGAGGUGAGGGAGGAGGAGCAGGGGGAGAAGGCACAACGCAGGGGGGAGGCGGGGCUUCAACAGAGAGGACGGAAAGGGGGAGGUGACGACGAGGAAGACACGCCCCCUUCUGACAGGACAAGGAAAAACUCCUCCUCUCUCCCCCCGCCCUCACCCCUCUCGUCCAAUCAGAUGCCUCCGCAGCACGACGGGAAGCAGCGCAGCAACGGGCAGGAGGCGAGGAAUGGGAGGACACGAGGGGGGGUGGCGGGAAGGGAGGGGGGAGAGAAGGAGAACGCCAGCGGGGUUCUGACCAAUCACAGACACAGUGGAGGAGGAGGGGGGGGCGGGACCAAAGGGAGCCGCGGGAACAAGAUCCGUAGCAACAACAGCAAAACGUCCAGGAACAGUAGCUCCUCCUCCCUCCCCUCCUCCAAUGGGGGAGGAGCAGGGGGAGGCGGCCUAACGAUGGCCGCCUCCCCCUGCUCUUCCCGCCUGGCCUCCCGCUCUCAGGUGGUGAAGCGCAGCCCCCCCGCUGUGCCCUCCCCCCCCCGUCCCGUGCAGAUGGAGAGGCACCUGGUGCGCCCCCCCCCCCACUGCCCAGAGCCCAGGUCCCUCCCCCUGGACUCUGGCUCCUCCCACAUCAUGACCCGCGACGCAUGGCUGAGCGUCUUCACUCACCUGAGCCAGAGGGAGCUGUGCGUCUGCAUGAGGGUGUGUCGCACCUGGAGCCGCUGGUGUUGUGAUAAGAGGCUGUGGACACAGAUUGAUCUGAGUAGGCAGCGGUCCAUCACCCCCCCGAUGCUGAGUGGUAUAAUCCGCCGUCAGCCCGUCUCCCUGAACCUGGGCUAUACCAACAUCUCCAAGAAACAGCUGAUGUGGCUCAUCAACCGCCUGCCUGGUCUGCUGGAGCUGAAUGUGAGUGGCUGUCCCUGGUCAGCUGUGUCUGCUCUGUGUCAGGCGGUCUGUCCCUGUCUGAAGCUGCUGGACCUCAGCAGGGUGGAGGACCUCAAAGACUCUCACCUGAGGGAGCUGCUGGCCCCGCCCCCUGACACCAGGACAGCUCACGGUGAGACCAGAGUGGGGCGGUUCCAGAACGUGACGGAGCUGCGAUUGGCCGGCCUGGAUCUGACGGACGCGUCGUGCCGGCUGCUGGUUCGCUACGUGCCUCACCUGAGCCGCUUGGACCUGAGUCAGUGCGGGAACAUCUCAGACCAGGCGUUACACACCCUCACCUGCUCUGCCUCCCCCCUGAGGGAGAGCCUCACUCACCUCAGCCUGGCAGGCUGUCUCAAGGUGACGGAGCAGCUCCUCCCUCUGCUGCGCCGCUGCUCCACCCUCCAAACAGCUGACCUGCGCUCCUGCUCGCUCCUCCCCCCCGAGACGGGACAGUUGCUCUGCUUCCCCCCCUCCUCCUCUUCAUCAUCCUCUUCAUCAUCCUCCUCUUCCUCUGCCACCACCACGGCUGCUGCUUCGUCCUCCUCCUCCUCCUCUUCCUCCUGUCCUCCUGAAGACAGAACGCUGCUGAAGAACAGCUAAACACACACACACACACACACCUGGGUACACUACACAGGUGAGGAAGAGGAGGCAACAUUUCUGCAGAGGAAGAAGAAGAAGAGGGAGAAGAGGGUAUUUUGGGAGAGUUGGGUAAUCGUUAAAUAGAAACCCUGAGCAUGUACAUAUUUGUUCUCUGUACAAUUUUGGGUGUGUGUAUAUAUCUGUAGUUUACUGUAAAUGACCCUUAACCUUUGAGACACCCCCCCUACACUCCUUUCCUCCCUUCCUUUCCUCCCCUCCUCCCCUCCUCCCUCUCUCUCUCCACCCUCCUGCUCGUCACUAGCUGCAGGGAAAUGUUAAAAAUCUAAAAUCAAUCAUCUGUCUGUGAUGUGACUGGACACACACACACACACACACACACACACACACACACACACACACACACACAGGAAGUCCGUACGUUGAGUGUGUGUGAACUUUAAAUCAGCCCGGUUGGUCGUUUACAACCCUGUUCAUCCUUUUUGUUUUAUUUAUUUAGACAAAAAAAAAAGCGAGGUGCAGGUGUUUCUGUGUUGGUCCCUGAAGGCAUCAUCUCUCUGGUCCCUGAAGGCAUCGUCUCCCUGGUCCAAUGGGAUGAGAUGUUUUUAAAUCCACCAGUGAGAUAUUUGAUGUGGUAGAAUUAAAAUUGUGCUAACCACAGCCCUGAUCUCAGACCAAAAACACAUACAGAGAACCAUUGACCUCCAGACCAGGGGACAGGAAGUGAUGCUGACUCAUGCCAAGCUUUAGGACUCAUUCCUGCACCUCUCUAAAGUCCUCAGAUGUUUGUUUUUUUAUUAAAAACGAGCCUUAAUUUACAAAUACAUCAUAUUGCGUUUCAUCAGACAGGCUAGCAGUUUCCCUCCGCUCCCAGUGUUGGUGCUAAGCUAGGCUAACCUGAAGUGUGUGUGUGUGUGUGUGUGUGUGUGUGUGUGUGUGUGUGUGUGUGUGUGU